Molecule: messenger RNA, 675 nt
Organism: Diplodia corticola
Lineage: Eukaryota; Fungi; Ascomycota; Dothideomycetes; Botryosphaeriales; Botryosphaeriaceae
Product: gtpase ras2p
Exons: 3
Coding region: 1-675 (224 amino acids)
Biological process (GO): signal transduction
Cellular component (GO): plasma membrane
Molecular function (GO): GDP binding; GTPase activity; GTP binding
Source: RefSeq, a predicted model, not a curated record
AUGGAGGAUGACAACAGGAUAUCAAUCACCGUCUGCGGUGACGGCGGCUGCGGUAAAUCCUCGAUAACCCUGCGCCUGGUCCGCAGCGCAUGGACGAACGACUACGACCCCACCAUUGAGGACUCGUACAGCGUGACGCGAACCAUUGACGGCCAGACGUACUAUCUGGCGCUGACGGACACGGCCGGCCAAGAGGAGUACCGCGGCCUAUGGGCCGCCAGCAACCUGCGCAGCGAUGCCUUCCUGCUGGUCUAUGACAUCACCAGCGCCCCGAGCCUCGAGGCCCUCGAGUACUUUAUGGAGAUGAUCGACAUGGAGACGGACCAGCGCCUGGACAACGGCGCCGUGCCGCCCGUCAAGAUUGCCGCCGGCAACAAGUGUGACUUGCAGGGUAACCGCCAGGUCACCAGCCAGCAGGGCCUGGAAUGGGCCCGCAACCACAAGUGCGGCUUCAUGGAGACAAGUGCACGCGAGAUGGUAAACAUUGAGGAGACAUUUGCCCUGCUGGUACGCCGCGUCAUCGAGGCUCGUCGCAUUCACGCCAUGGGCACCGGAACCUCGGCCGCACAAACCGCCCCGCUACCCCCCAAGGAGAAGCGCAUGCCUGAUCACGACGACGACGAAGCAAGCGUGCGUGGCAAGAAGCGCUUUUGGUCAAAGCUCAAGUGUUGGUGA